AGAAAUGUGUUUUUGAUGUAGUUGUUACCUUGCUGCCUCUUGUGAGUAGCAUUCGGGUUGAUCAGGGUUAGGUUUACUCUGCACCGAGCCUGUUGAAAUCUGAUCCUUUCUCCUAACCCUUCCCGCAGUAGGGAAACAGUGACCCUCAGAGUGGGAUCUGCUUCACUUGUAAUGAACACAGACAGUGAGCUUUUACAAAUAGUGAAUUAUUAAAUAUUAUCAAAAACUAGUUAAAAUCAUUCUCCAGUCACUUAUGUUAAAAUUCUGCUUUUCAAUUUUAUUAUAGCCUUUUUACCAUGUGAAAUUUUAUUAUAGUGACUUCCUCACCUUUUCAGACUGAUAGACCCUAGGAAUUUUGAAAAUGACCCAAAUUGUUUGAAGACUUUAAGUGUAAACACCUCAUAUUUUAGUUCUGUAUAUCUUACAGCCAGGUAACUUGAGAUUGGAAUACCUACAGUAAAUUCAGGGCUUUUCUAUCUCUAUAAUUACUUUAACGUGGGGUACCUAAUCCCACGUGGGAUGGCUAUAAUUAUUUCUGUUGCCUUUUUGCCUCUAAUGGAGUAACUCCGUCGGCAGUUACCGCAUUCUGUGCUGAAAUACUGGUUUGCUAAAUCCACAGGAAAUAAAAUGGUAGAGCCAGAGGAAAGGGAAUAGUUAAUCACGGAGGAGGAGGGACGCAGCCCAGCACUUUGCCUAGAGGCCGCUGGGAAAGUGACGUCCUGUAGCAUUUGCUGUUCUAGAAAGUACAGAGACACGUAGUGCAAAUGGGAGGGUCUAGAAGGAGGCCGGCUCUGGUGUGGUGUAUAUUUAUCUGUAAGUGAGCUGCUGGGGAAGGGAUUAAUAGAGACGCUGCCUGCUGCCUCCAGACAGCUGAGCCCAAUCGCUGAUUGCUUUAACUUUUAAGACACCCAGCUUGCUUCAUUCUUUCGGAAUCGUCGUAUUGCUAAGACUGGGGACACUGUUUUCUUUUACAAAGGAAAAUCUAAGUUCAUUUCAAGGCAUUCGAAAUGGGGAAAGACUAUUAUUCAAUUUUGGGAAUUGAAAAAGGAGCUACAGAUGAAGAUAUUAAAAAGGCUUACCGAAAACAAGCCCUCAAAUUUCAUCCGGACAAGAACAAAUCCCCUCAAGCAGAGGAGAAAUUUAAAGAGGUCGCAGAAGCUUAUGAAGUAUUGAGUGAUCCUAAAAAGAGAGAGAUUUAUGAUCAGUUUGGAGAAGAAGGGUUGAAAGGAGGAGCAGGAGGUACUGAUGGACAAGGAGGAACCUUCAGGUACACCUUUCAUGGGGAUCCUCAUGCCACAUUUGCAGCCUUUUUUGGAGGCUCCAACCCCUUUGAAAUUUUCUUUGGAAGACGGAUGGGUGGAGGUCGAGAUUCUGAAGAGAUGGAGAUAGACGGAGACCCCUUUAGUGCCUUUGGAUUCAGCAUGAAUGGAUAUCCAAGAGACAGGAAUUCUGUGGGACCCUCCCGUCUCAAGCAAGACCCUCCUGUUAUUCAUGAACUUAGAGUAUCUCUUGAAGAAAUAUAUAGUGGCUGCACCAAACGGAUGAAGAUCUCUCGAAAAAGAUUAAACCCUGAUGGAAGGAGUUACAGAUCUGAGGACAAAAUUCUCACCAUCGAGAUUAAAAAAGGGUGGAAAGAAGGCACCAAAAUUACUUUUCCGAGGGAAGGUGACGAAACACCAAACAGUAUCCCAGCAGACAUUGUUUUUAUUAUUAAAGAUAAAGAACAUCCCAAGUUUAAAAGAGAUGGAUCAAAUAUAGUUUAUACCGCUAAAAUCAGUUUACGGGAGGCACUGUGUGGUUGCUCAAUUAAUGUGCCAACAAUGGAUGGAAGAAACAUACCUAUGUCAAUCAGUGAUAUUGUGAAACCUGGGAUGAGGAGAAGAAUUAUUGGAUAUGGGCUGCCGUUUCCAAAAAACCCCGACCAGCGUGGUGACCUGUUAAUAGAGUUUGAUGUGUCCUUCCCAGAUGUCAUAUCAUCGUCAUCCAAAGAGAUCCUUAGGAAGCAUCUCCCUGCCUCAUAGAAUGAGAAGAACCUUGCUACCCAUGUUUUGAUAAGACACUGAAAAUAUAAAACGAAUGGCAGUGGACUGAUGUGCAUUCUCUGUAGAGCUGUGUAAACGCCUCCGAGGGUUCAUGAAAGUGCAUGGAUAGAGACGGGUCAAAUAGGCAAAGUGGAUUUUUACAGCAGAGCUGAAGAAAAAAAUCACUCACUGUAUUGUAUUUCAUUUCUCCCAAAUCAGAAACUUCUAGUAUUUCAUUUAUAAGUAAAAGUUGGUUUUGUGGUCAGUAGAUAUACCUCUAGUAAAGUCCUAGAUCGCCCGAGUACUUUACUGUGUGUGUCUUUAAGUGAUCAAUGUGAUAGACUUCCCUAGUAGAAAUUAAAAUUCUUACCUGUACAUGUAAUAUGUGGGGGAGAAUAAAAGACAAGGUCACGUGGAAGUGUGACCCAGGCCACCUUCAGAAAUGCUCCUUCGGGCUGGUACCAAUAGACGAAAGUACUGACGCGCAGUUCUCCACCGUGACCGCGCAGUUCUCCACUGUGACUGCGCGGUUCUCCACCGUGACCGCGCGUGUGCUGUCGCAUUUCUUAAGAGUAUGGUCUCAGUGCUCUUAGAGCCGCCCUCUUCACGAAAGAAAAUGAGCAGCAGUUUAUCUCCUGUGGAACUCCCAAUAGCCCGAAUUACUGAUACUUUAGCAACUGACCAUUGGUAAAUGGCCACCUGUACUUUUAUGCAACUUUGACUACAUAUCUUGAACUAAAUACAAUGAGCUUAUUUUGUUUAUUAGUUUAUGAUAAUUUGUUUAGUAACAUUUGUUUUUAGAGAAAAUACUGCUACCUGGCAUUAAUUUUCCAUUUAUAGUCUUCUAUCAUAAUAUGCUAUAUGUACCUUACAUAAUUUCCCUAAGAACAGUGAGCUACCACUAUGUGUUAAACCAAAUAUGGAUAGACUAGACACUACUGCUGCUCACGGGUCAUGUUGCUCCUAGUUGUUAUGCAUAUAAAUAUCUUACUUUUUCAUGUAUAUAGAUUGUGUUUCUUAGGUGUUUUAAUUUUUUAAAUAUAUUUACAUUUAAAAAUUA
Messenger RNA from Alexandromys fortis (reed vole), 3081 nucleotides. RefSeq names its product DnaJ heat shock protein family (Hsp40) member B4 (gene Dnajb4). Gene Ontology annotation, molecular function: protein-folding chaperone binding. NCBI's taxonomy places the organism in Eukaryota, Metazoa, Chordata, Mammalia, Rodentia, Cricetidae. Gene Ontology annotation, cellular component: cytosol. The coding region runs from base 1008 to 2021 and encodes 337 amino acids. The transcript is spliced from 3 exons. The record is from RefSeq and is a predicted model, not a curated record. Gene Ontology annotation, biological process: negative regulation of transcription by RNA polymerase II.